UGUUCACAUCUGACUGCGGUGGCAGUGGCUGUAUUUGUUGCAGUCGGCAACACCCUGAGGCUCACCAAAAACAGCCACAAAAACAACCAUUUCCUCUCCACGGAGAGAUAGGAGGGAAAAAGCUUCCUUGCAGCAGAGAUUCGGCUUUCCUGCUUCUGCCGCUCACAGCUCCGGCAUUUGCAGAAGAACGGGAGCAGCAGAGCAAACUUCCUUGGAGUGCACCAGCCUUCCCAGGCUCCUCGGGGGAGAAGCGUGCAUUUUUGCUCAGAAUUUGUUUUGGCGCGGAGAAUGAAAUUCUGCUGUGGCCGUGGGAUGUUCUGAAUUGGGGCGGCUGCAAAAGCGACCACUGAGCUCUCCCUGCCGAACCCUUAUGUGGCUCUCAGUCUCCUCUCACGGCUGUGCUCCGGAAGGCUGAGGCGGCCGGCCGCCUGCCUUUGCAGGCGUUUUCGCCCCAGCUGUCCAAGAACGCAACAUUUCCUCCGUCAACAUUUUGCAAAUUUGGUCUGAGAAAGAAUGCGCCUCCUCGUCUCCCAGCUCUUCACCAGCCUGGCUCUGCUCAAGGUGCAGGAAGGCGGAUAAGGCUCCGCUUGGGGAGACCGCGUCCUGGAAGCCACGUUCUUGCACUUUUUAUAUGGAUUUCUCCUCUGUGAUCUUUGCGCGAUCAGAAACACCCUAGGAGUUGACUUUGAGAAUGAAUGGUGAUGUUCUCUAGCCAUCCCUAACCUCGUCCUGCACCGGCCUUCCAUCUGCAGUCCUAACUCAAUGUACUGCAGCUGACUGGGACGCUUGGGAUCUUCGACAAAGAGUGGCAGCCAGCAGUGGAUGACAGUCAGAUAUGACUGUCCAGAAACUGGUAGCUACAGCUGUGUUGGUAGCUCUGGUCUCACUCAUCCUCAACAACGCCGCUGCCUUUACCCCCAACUGGGUGUACCAGACCUUGGAGGAUGGGCGGAAGCGCAGCGUGGGGCUAUGGAAGAUGUGCUGGCUGGCAGAGAAGGGAAGAGGAGGUGCGGGCACAGGUGCCAGGCACGGGCAAGGGGCGGAGCGUGAAUGUGAAUCCUUGGGCUGGGGUUCAGAGCCAGCUGGGUUCCAGGAGUCUCGUAGCACUGUCAAACUGCAGUUUGACAUGAUGCGAGCCUGUAACAUGAUUGCCACAGUGGCUCUGACAGCCGGUCAGCUCCUCUUCAUGUUGGGAUUAGUAGAACUGCCCAUCAUUCCCCAGGAUACCCAGUGGUGGGAAGAAGCCAUAGCUGCCGUGUUCCAGCUGGCCAGCUUUGUUCUGGUCAUUGGGCUGGUGACUUUCUAUCGCAUUGGACCCUACACCAGCCUGUCCUGGUCUUGCUACCUGAACAUUGGGGCUUGUCUCCUAGCCACGCUGGCUGCUGCCAUUCUCAUAUGGAACAUCCUUCACCGACGGGAGGACUGCAUGGCACCUAGAGUAAUCGUUAUCAGCCGCACGCUGACUGCUCGCUUCCGCCGUGGUCUGGAGAAUGACUAUGUUGAGUCACCAUGUUGAGAACAUGGGGGUGAAAACGGGGAAAUUCUCCAGAGAAGAAGAUUUACAAAAUGGAUUGUUUUCUAUAAAUAUGCCAUGUAAUUUAAGUAUUGAAGAAAACCACACUGUUCACUUUUCAAUUAAAGAAGCCCAGCAUUAUUACUUGGAUGGGCUACAUCUAUCUAUCUAUAUAUAUGUACAUUAUACACCAUCCUUCCCCUCUGAUGUACAGUGUAAAAUAUUAACAGCUCAGUCAUCCUGAUGGGACUUGUCAAAAGACAGGGAGAUUCAAACUGUGGCAGAUCUACACUAAGCAAGUUUUUGAGAACAUAUGGAAAUGGGGAAAAGACAAUCCAGUAUUCCAAGCUGAAACCUUGUAUCAGAAAAAGUUAUCCUGCACUCUAAUGAUAAAAGAACAAAUUCAAGGGCUCAACUAUAGAAAUUACCCUUUUUAGGAACUAACAGCAGUCUGAAAGAGGAGAUGACAGCUUGCCCCAACUCACUAUUUUCAUCGACUUCAUACUAUUUGCAAUAUAGUUUUUGUAUUUACUUUUUAAAGAGACAACUAUCUAAAAUUUUAGGUGCUUCCAAUCUGGCUGAAAUAAUUAUUUCUACAUUGAAGCUUGGCAAACCCUACAAAUCCAGAAAGUACUGCACAAUUCUACCAUUUAUAAGACAUGGCAGGAAGGGUUUUUUUUCAUUAAAGGAAUUAGAAUUUAAGAUGCCGAGCUUGUCUUCUUUAAAUUUAAUGUGUCCGACAGCUUUGCAUGCCAUUAAAUUGUUGGCAAGGAGGUAUACCCUAAAGUCCACCAUCCUGAAAAGUUCUCCACUGAUAUAGUUAUGUUAAUACUCACAGUAGGAAUUGUUAGUUUUUCUUUCCAUCACCCCAUAGUAAUUAUUCAAUUCAAAACUGACUGCUGGGCAUUUUUAUAUUUGUUGCCAAUUUAUUAGAUUUGGGUGCUUAAGAUUCCCAGUCAAAUACAGAGAUAUGAACACAAACUAUCAGGAGGCGCAGGGGUGGGGUGGGAAAUACUGUCCACAGAGUUUACUGAAGAGAGAAAAAUAUUCCUUAUUUAGCCUAUGGGCAUGUA
Messenger RNA from Elgaria multicarinata webbii, 2586 nucleotides. RefSeq names its product transmembrane protein 204 (gene TMEM204). The record is from RefSeq and is a predicted model, not a curated record. Lineage: Eukaryota; Metazoa; Chordata; Lepidosauria; Squamata; Anguidae. Bases 836 to 1516 code for a protein of 226 amino acids. The transcript is spliced from 3 exons. Gene Ontology annotation, cellular component: plasma membrane. Gene Ontology annotation, biological process: regulation of vascular endothelial growth factor receptor signaling pathway; smooth muscle cell differentiation; lymph vessel development.